AAAAUAGCGUUAUGGAGAAAUGUUGACCUCCUAAACAAAUUUUCAUUUCAGCAGAUGUUGCAACUCCUAUUUGACUUAUUUUUCUUUUUUCUUUUCCUGCUGCAUGAGGAAAAGUUGCAGACGGGCCGCAUUUUCCACAGCGCUUAGCCGCGACAAAGAGGCCGUCGGUGCAGCUGGGCAAGCCUGCUGACUUGACGCCAUUUUGCCGCACUUUUGUUCGUGCGGCUCACCGGCUCUAUAAAGGCGCUGCCGCGUGCACAACGUGGCCCGAGGCGAUCUGCCGUAUUUUCUGAUCACCCGCCGCCACAAUGAGCAAGAUCAUCUUCUUUGAGGAUCGCAACUUCCAGGGCCGCCACUUUGAGUGCAGCGGCGACUGCCCCGAGAUGCAAAACCACUUCAGCCGCUGCAACUCCAUCCGCGUUGAGAACGGCUGCUGGGUGGCUUACGAGAAGCCCAACUACGCCGGCUACCAGUACAUGCUCCACAAGGGCGACUACCCCGACUACCAGCGCUGGGCCGGAUUCAACGACUGCAUCCGUUCCUGCCGCCUGGUGCCGCCCUACAACGGCAGCUACCGGAUGAAGAUCUUUGAGCGCUCGGAUUUCGGCGGGCAGAACCUGGAGCUGAUGGAAGACUGCCCCGACCUGAACGAGCGUUUCCACACGCGCGACAUCUCCUCGGUCAACGUGAUGGAGGGCUACUGGAUGCUGCAUGAGCACCCCAACUACAGGGGACGCCAGUACUUCCUGCACCCCGGCGAGUACCGCCGACACAGCGAGUGGGGCGGCGCCAGCCCCACCGUGGGCUCGCUCAAACGCGUCAGCCAGCUCGACUGAUUUGUCGCUCGUUCUCAUCCCGCCGCCACCGAACUUCCUUCCCUCGAUGUCUCGUCUAUUUGGCAAUAACCAAAUAGUCCCUCGGUAGAAUGUUUUUGCCUUGCCCCCCCCUGCCCAAAUCCACACAGAAAAUAAAAUCUUCAGAAAAGUCA
Syngnathus typhle (broad-nosed pipefish) is the source of this 988-nucleotide messenger RNA. RefSeq names its product gamma-crystallin S-1-like. The record is from RefSeq and is a predicted model, not a curated record. Gene Ontology annotation, molecular function: structural constituent of eye lens. NCBI's taxonomy places the organism in Eukaryota, Metazoa, Chordata, Actinopteri, Syngnathiformes, Syngnathidae. Gene Ontology annotation, biological process: visual perception; lens development in camera-type eye. The coding region runs from base 309 to 836 and encodes 175 amino acids. The transcript is spliced from 3 exons.